AUGUUUUUGCAGCUGUUCGAGGAAUUGCAGCGGCUGGUAAGUCAAUUAAAACGGCAAUUGGCUUCACUGCUGUGGCUGUCAUUGCCACGACACUUUUACGGCUUCCGGCCAUUGGACGGCACACGCGGCGCCAUCAGCCGUGCCAGCCAUCAGCGCUGUGGUCGCGCACCGCGUCGCCAAUUGGUCAUGGACUACAUAUUCGAGUGCUUCUUCAAUGACACCUUCGAGCACAUCACGCGCAACGGGCUGCAGGAUCGGCAAUCGCGCCGCGACAUUCUCGAUCACCUCAGCGCCAUCAUCAAGGGAUGCAGCGAGGGGCAGAAUGUGCACACCGAGGAGGUAGCCAGCUUGGCUGUGGUCGCCGCUAUGCGAUAUCAUCAGCUGGCCAAGGAUGGCAAUGGGAAGGUCUGCCUCAUGGGGAAGUAUCACAACAUUUUGUAUAUUGCUUUGCGCACCUGUUGGGAUUGGGGCGUGCGCGACUCUGAGGUGGUCGUUCAACUGUUGGUUGCGAUUUACCAGUGCGAAAAGACGUUCGAGCGCAUCUUUCUGGGUGCGCUGUUUGGUCCACAUGCGCCACACUUUAUAGCUGGCUGGCGCAGCGAUUUUCGGGAUCAGCACGAGAAUGUGCGGGCCAUGGUCUACUUUCUGAAGCAUGCAACACGCGAACAACUCAUGUUGCCCGUGUGGAUACCACGCUUCGAGCAGGAACGCCAACUAAGAUUCAUUGAUGUGCCAAUCGAGUCCUGCGGCUGCUCGUCACCUUUACGCAUUGCACUGCAAGCGAAUGCGCCAGAAUUGCUGCUAAUAUUGCUCAGAUAUGGUGCCGCACCACAACCGCCCGAUGGAGGCACCUCCGUGAUUAUUGCACUGCUCGACAAACUCAUCGAGAAUGGACGCAAUUAUAGCUAUGAACUGGUGCUUUGCCUCAAGAUACUGCUGCGAAAUGUGGCCAUGAUUGAGAUGCCAUUCAAGCCAAUUGUGUAUGCAUCACGACGUGAAAUGUUUUUCGAGCGGUACGGACGUCUCUUAAUGGACAAAAUUAUUGGCAAGGAACAGGUCUAUGGCGUGCCCACCUUGCGUCAUUUGUGCCGCUGUCGCAUUCGUGACAUACUGCGAGAGCAUAAUCAGCUACCGAAUGGGAUCGAUACACUUAGAUUACCCAAACGCCUGCAGCGCUAUAUUGACCUCACUGAAGAGCUUGAAGGACCCGAAUUGCAGCAUCAGCAAGAGCAGCAGCAUCAUCAGCAGCAGCAGCCGCAGUCAUUAGAGAAACCCAUGCAGAGGCUGACAAAUGCGAUGCAGAGACUCGAGACGAUAAGCGGCGGUGGGAGCGAGAGCGAGAGUGAGAGCGAGGAUGAGAGCGAGAAUCAUGUGCAGUUGCUGGAGGCGGUCACAGAUGCUGAAAAGGCAGCUGUCGCAGCCUUUGUGGAAACCGGCAAUGGCACCAUAACCGAGGAAGCCAAACAGGCAGCUAUAGCUGCGUAUAUGCUGGCCAAUGAAACGUCGAACGAUGACUACAAUCCGCAGGAACAUUCGAACCCCUUUGAACUUAGUUAGCUAUUAAGUAUUACACACUCACCGAUAGGUCUCCUCGCUGAUGUUGAUGCGACCGGGCACACCGGUGGUCUCAGUGCGACUCGUUAGAUUCACAGUGUUGCCAAAGAGGCAAUAGCGUGGCACUCGAUUGCCAAUGACGCCGGUGACCACCUCGCCCGAGUGGAUGCCGAUG
Drosophila albomicans is the source of this 1729-nucleotide messenger RNA. RefSeq lists its product as uncharacterized. The transcript is spliced from 8 exons. Lineage: Eukaryota; Metazoa; Arthropoda; Insecta; Diptera; Drosophilidae. The record is from RefSeq and is a predicted model, not a curated record. The coding region runs from base 1 to 1557 and encodes 518 amino acids. Gene Ontology annotation, biological process: intracellular signal transduction.